ACCAAGCAAUCAAUGUUGCCCGUGAACGCAUUGAUCGCCACUCACUCGCUCCAGGCUCCCUAGCAAGGCAGCAGCAGAGCUCCUUAUUGAUUCUGACUACCUGCCUCGCGGCGCUGAGUUUCUAGGUAAACAGCUGGCUCUACCUUCGCAUCGGUCGACCAGAAUUGUUGAGAGCUCAGCCGCCAUCUCCGAAGGUUCACCGAGGGAUGCGUUGAAAGGCUUCCCGCGCGGUCCAUGUUCUGGAAGCUUCCCGCACAACUGGCGCUGUCGUGCGUCUACUGCGCCCUACGCGUGUCAUUCAUGUGGGUAGCCGCGUGGCUUUUCCCGUGGUGCGACCACCCGUCGGACUGCUUCGACUUCGGCGCCGAGCUGGCGGCCAGCGUUGACCGCCGCGUGGACCCGUGCGACAACUUCUACGACCACGUGUGCGGAUCGUGGAACAGCAGCCACGGCACCGCCAGGAAUCAGUUCGAACUACUGGCGUCGCGCACCAGGUUGCGGCUGUUUCAAGAGCUUGAAAAUAGCCCCAACAGCUCCUCGUUCACGUCCGGUUCCCGGAUGAUGGCCGGCUAUCAGAGCUGCCUCGCCGUGAUGAGUGAAAAGCAGGAAAACACACAAGCCCUGCACGACCUGCUCGCCGAGUUCAACCUCAAGUGGCCCUCUCUCGACCCACCGCGAAUGGAAUUCGACUUCCUACGCUUUCUUGUGGGACUCGGGCUUCGGUACGACAUCCAUCCGCUGGUCAAGAUCACCCUGGAGCCGUACCUGCUCACCGACGAGGGUUACUCCCUGGCCGUGGACGACACCGAUCGUCGGUCGUGGCGCACAGCGGACACCGACGUGCGGCCAGACUGCCUGCGCGCGUUCGCCGGCGUCGCGCACCCGGGAGUACUAAUGGAGCGGAUGGUGCGCGUGGGCAUCGACAUUCGGGCACUCGAAGCGGUCUCGUACGCCUUGCACCCAUACUCGCCACGUUAUUACGAGUUCAGCCAGCUGUACGCGCUUACAGGCUACCGCAUCAACGUUACCACUUGGCUGGACGUCUUCAACAGCUACCUCGCGCCAGACGGACAGGUGGGCCCCAGUGACGUCUUCUUUGCGCACAGCCAGAGCCCGCUCUUCAUUCUGUGGAACGUGUUGGCCCGCUACGAAAACUCUAUGUCCGACCUGAUGUUGUUCUUGGGCUGGAAGGUGGUCAUGAACAUGGCAUACGCCUUCUCCGCAACGCUGUCCGGCUGUUCCAAGAAGUCACGCUUCCGGGACUCUCCAUUGCUGAGUGCCGAGAUCUGCGUUGACGCCAUGUUGCAGCUGGCACCGGCUGCCAUGGGUCACCUACUUCUCAGGGCCGUCGGGCAUAUGGACAUGGUGAAGCAGGCUGCCGCGCUCACCGAGCAAAUCCGCAACGCCUCCGUGCGCUCUUUCCGAAGCCUCGCCUGGAUGGACGCCAACACUUCAAAGGCGAAUGUGGACAGGUUGACAAAUGUCGUCAUCGUGGACGGAAUCGCGACUCACAUGCUACAACCGGGUGCCGCCGACAAAAGCUACGACUUCCUGCCUUCCUUCUCGAAGGACGCGGGCGCCUUCGGUUAUCAGCUCCUCGAGGCUCGCCGGCGUCGCUUCGACAAGCUCCGGCGCCUCAUGUACACCGACCCGGAGAAGAUCAAGCGCCGCAGCGAUAUGCUGCUGCCGGUCAUGACAGUGAACGCCUAUUACAUGCCGGUCUUCAACGUGGUCCUCAUCCCCGGGACUAUACUGCAGUCACCGUUCGCGAUGGACGCUGAUGUGCCGGCCAUCAACUUCGGCAGCCUGGGCCGCGUCAUCGGACACGAGCUGUCCCACGCGUUCGACGCUACCUAUUCGACACUUGACCAGCACGUGCAGCCGCUGACGCUCUACAGCCCGUCCUCGCGCAAGGAGUUCCUCACCCGCCUCGCCUGCCUUGCCAAACAGCAGAUCAAUGACGCUUCGGGCAGCCAGACCCUGGGAAACAACUCCAUCUCGGAGGCAUUCGCCGACAACGCGGGCCUCGAGAAGGCUCAGCUGGCAUUCAAAGCGCUGCUGCGGCAAGAGUCCGAGGUGAAGCCGGGUGGCAAUGGCCCGGCAACUUCGUUGGGCUACACAGCGCAGCAGCUGUUCUUCGUCAGCGGCUGCUUCAUGUACUGCUCCGACCAGGGCUACACGUUCAGUCGGAACGCCUUCUACCCGCCUCCGUUCCUGCGCUGCAACGCGCCCGUCAUGAACACGCGCGAAUUCGGGGUCGCAUUCGGCUGCGCACAGGGCGCCCCCAUGAACCCCAUCAUUCGAUGUAACUUCCACUGAUACCUGUCCCCCUAUUUAUUUAACGCGUGACACAAGAGGGCUAAGAUAGCGAUAAGAGCCGACGUAUGCACCACCCCAAGCAGAGUAAGCAUUGUGGGUGUGCUGAUGCGUGAACGUGUAAGGGACGCUGUCACACGCUAACGCGAAAAGUCAUCCAGUUUUCGCCACGUUUCGUUCCGGCACCGCGGUGCGCUGAUAUAUCUACCCACGCAGAACAUGUGUGGUGGUGCAGUAAACGAAUGGCUAUUAGGCACAGAGUGUUUUACAACACCUCACCCCAUUCCCGUUGGCGAACAAGGCGCGUGCUAUUAAGUACUUCUUUUACAGUAUUCCUGUCAGAUGUCCUCUAGUAAUGAUUUGUACUUCACUGAAACCAAAUGUGUGUUCUCUUUAAAAAGCUUGACCAGUUGCAGUA
Dermacentor albipictus is the source of this 2734-nucleotide messenger RNA. Its product is annotated as endothelin-converting enzyme 2-like. NCBI's taxonomy places the organism in Eukaryota, Metazoa, Arthropoda, Arachnida, Ixodida, Ixodidae. The record is from RefSeq and is a predicted model, not a curated record. Gene Ontology annotation, cellular component: plasma membrane. Gene Ontology annotation, biological process: protein processing. Gene Ontology annotation, molecular function: metalloendopeptidase activity.